Gossypium arboreum is the source of this 1166-nucleotide messenger RNA. Its product is annotated as zinc-finger homeodomain protein 2-like. The transcript has a single exon. Bases 164 to 859 code for a protein of 231 amino acids. The record is from RefSeq and is a predicted model, not a curated record. NCBI's taxonomy places the organism in Eukaryota, Viridiplantae, Streptophyta, Magnoliopsida, Malvales, Malvaceae. Gene Ontology annotation, molecular function: DNA-binding transcription factor activity; transcription cis-regulatory region binding. Gene Ontology annotation, cellular component: nucleus. Gene Ontology annotation, biological process: regulation of DNA-templated transcription; regulation of developmental process.
AAGAGAGUUGGUUUCAAGAAGGACCCUUCGGGGGAAAAAAAACAAAGCUUCUUUUGCAGGUAGAAAGAGAGAAAAAAGAGAAGGAAAAUAAAAAAAACAAAGCAUUAUACUUUUUGUAUAUAAAAUCAUUUUCUUUUAGGGUAAUUUCUUUUGGUGGGAAGAAAUGGAGUUCGAGGAACAAGAAGAAGAGAUGGGUUUGGCACCAAGUUAUAACUCCCUAGUAAACUCAACCGCAGUCAAAAUGUCAGCUGCUGAACCGGGUUCAAUAACUCCAACCGGUCAGCAACAGCAGCAACAGAGGAAGCGAAGUUAUAGAGAGUGUUUGAAGAACCACGCGGUGGGUAUCGGCGGUCACGCCGUCGACGGUUGCGGUGAGUUCAUGCCGGCUGGAACUGAAGGUACACUCGACGCUCUCAAAUGCGCAGCUUGUAACUGCCACCGUAACUUCCAUCGUAAGGAAACGGAACCGGGUUCUCCAAACACCUUCCCCUCGACGGACCUCUACUUCCACCAGCCACCGCAAUUCACGCCUUACUUUAGAGCACCGACGGGUUACCUCCACGUGGCGGGACAGCAAAGGCUAUUAGCUUUGCCCUCGACGUCGGGAGGUGGAGGAGGACACAGCAGGGAGGAUCAAGAGGAUGUUUCGAAUCAAGGGAGUUCAAGGAAGAGGUUUAGAACAAAGUUCACACAUGAUCAAAAGGAGAAGAUGUUGGAGUUGGCUGAGAGGAUAGGGUGGCGGAUUCAGAAACAUGAUGAACCGCUCGUUCAACAGUUCUGCAAUGAAAAUGGUGUAAAAAGGCAAGUCUUCAAAGUUUGGAUGCAUAAUAACAAGCACACACUUGGUAAGAAACCCUAGAAACAUGUUCUUCAUGGAGCAGAAAAAGCUAAAAAAAGGGAUAAAGAGUUAGCUGGCUAAGUUCAUAUGUCGGGGUUUAGUUAGAUUUUUUAGGGUUCCUUUGGGGAGGGGGGUAAUUAGCAUUUGGCUCUUUGAAAGUGAUUAUGAUGUUGGGGAUGGAUUAUUGUUAGUUAAUAGUUUUAUCAACUUGGGUUCUUGUCUUCUAGAUUAGAUUAUCAAUUAAUGUAAUGGGUACUCAACUUUUAAUUUUGGUUGUAAUAUAUUUCUUUCUGUUUCGUUAAAAACUCUAUAUAUUUUAUUGUGAAAA